AUGAAUGGCGACGCGGGUCUUGUCGCUUGUCUCGUGGAGAGGCUGAGCACCAGGUUACCACACCGCACUGGCACCCAGAGUGAAGACCUUGAUCAAGAUGAGAUUGUAAACAUCACACGCUCUACGAUUGUGAAGGUCAGCGCCACCUCGAUUGCUGCUGUCCUCGACGCCCUCCUCUCCCUGCUCGCCGACCUUGCGAAACCGUACAAAAACGUCGGCGGGCACCCCUCCCAUAUUCUCCUCUCGGAACUGUAUAUCCUGGCUCUCGUGGCAGACUGCUGCGAGAGCCAUUGGAAUGCGGUCACAGUGCGGUCCGCCCGUUCGGGUGGUCCGCCGCUGACCAGCGCCCAGAGGGCCCAGCUUCCGUUACCCCGGGCCUUGGACGACGACCUCGUCAAAAGGUUGUUCCAAUCAGUGAGGCUGUUCCUUGUUCCCAUCUCCGACAACUACUCCCUGCCAGCUCGAACCAUUCUCGACGACCACACCUCGCGCCGGCCCGAGACGGCGCAGUCCUCCCGCGAGACCCCUCAGACACCGCUGUCCAGGAUGUCUGACGAAGGGCAAGACACAUACACCAUCCUCGAGGUCCACACCCAGGAGAUAGAGGCAAAUGUCAAAUCCAUUGUCGAGUAUGUGACGGCCUCGAGCUGGCCGUCGGCUUUUGAUUACUUCAGAGCAACUAUCUAUGCGGUGCGGGCGACCAGCGUCUCACAAGGGCCCGUGGUGACGGUGCAAGCGACUGCCACAGAAGAGGAGCGGUUAGCACUCAUCAUCAUGCGGCUCAUCUCCUUCUUCUGGGUAGACAGACAGAAACUCGGGCUGGUCAUUCAGGAACUCUGCUCCAGUUUCUUGCACUUCCGGAGGACCUUCCAGAAUACCAUUGCUGUUGUAACACCACUGCUCAUCACCCGCUGGGUCGACCGUUAUCCUGAUGAGUUCGUGGAACUUCAUACGGUGCAGAAGAGAGUCGACACUGGCCCAGACACCCUUUUCGAUAUGUCGCAGACAGUGACUGACAACGGAAGGAGAAGGGUUCUCCUAUAUCCGCUGCAGAUGAGCCUUCUUUUAUUGCUUCCGGACGUCUUCGAAGUAGCCAGUGACUUACGGGAAGCUAGGAGCAGCAGCAUGUCCAAGAAGGUUGCCUUUCUAGACAGUCUGAGGAAAGCCAUGCGGAAUAAGAACGAGCAUGCGGCAUACUGUCUAGUCUCACUGCUUCGCGCUGCUCGUCAUUUUGAGAUCGACAGCGAUUCAUCCCUUGUGAGCUACGCCAUGGAUGUGCAGGACGAGGUCAAGGAGGCUGUGUUUCGUCGGUAUCCUGCGGGCUCCGACGGCUCCCUAUUCGAGCAGGAUAUCCUGACUGCGGCGUUUGUCAGUCUAACCCACCUCAAUUUUGAAGUGUGCGCCGGUUCUCUCGCCCAGAGUUGCCUCGUCCCUUCUGCCCCUCAGGCAUUCAAGGUCGCAGUUAUUCAGGCCUGUUCUCAUUUUGCUAGAUUGGAGAGCCCGCAACAGUAUCAGCCGCUCUUUGUCACGGCUUCGGCCUUCGUACAGGGUCAGUUAAAGGCCACGUCUGCAUUCUUUGUAGACAUGUACACCAAUGACUCGCCUUCCCAGCGCAAGAGCUCCGACUCCAUCUCUUCCAGUGUCAUGAUUUGCAACAUCCUCGAUUUUCUCGAUGCUUCGCCCAGGACAUUGUUCCUGGGCCCACCCGAGGGCCUCGAGGAACGCGAUCGUUUCUUCGAGGAGAACUUCGAGUCGUUCAUCUCGUGUAUCAUUGCUUCCGAUGAAUCGAUCCGGCGGUUAGCUGUGGGGGUUGCGAAACGUCUAUUUGCUGACGACAUGAUCUCGAAAUCCAUCAAAGACUCUACUCGACUAGACUCGAGCAGUUCCCUCGUUCUCAUGAGCAUGUGUGAAAGAGGCGGUGUCCAUGGAUCAUUGAGCGCCGGGUUGAAAGCCAUUCACAGCUACCUCGAAGCUAGAGUGCUCCUCUUGUCUUCUGUUCGCGGACUAUCACAACUCUCUGAGGAGGUCCCUGACCGAACGGCCGCAUCCUCAAAACUUGAAACCCUCUUCUUGGUAUCACUCUGCUCAGCAAGUAUCGAAACGUGUCAAUUAGUAACAUCCUGCAUAUCGCUCUUUCUGGAAGAAUGCAGGAUCAUAGACACGGCCUCUGGCGGCGCGAAGUCAUCUUCCACAUUAUUGCGGAAUGGCGAAACUUUCCGGGAGAUUGCUUCUCCAGGUUUCCGUUUCACGGGCCUGGUUGCAUUUCAGCGACGGAUCAAUGGCCUCUUGCGACGCAUGCAGUACCCUAGCAGCGGAAUUCUUAACGCAUGGGAGGCCGUGUUCGAGAAGUGGCUUCACCUGUCCAAGGACGUCUCCACCAUCGCCCCAGAAUCCGUCUCGGAAAAGACGGUGGUGCAGUGGAGGAAUUAUUCGGGCUUUUUGGCAUCGCUGGGUGGUACUUGUACAGCUGAUCAGGGUUCGGUGCUCGAUGAGCCUGCCAUCAGUGGUCUGAGGUGGAUUGACAGGCUCUCUUCCGAGAAUCACGAAGAACCGCUUCUGGGCAGAUACUUGAGGCUUAGUGUCCAGCUGCUCGCUUGCAGCAAUGUUCGAGUUCGGGAAACAAUGAGGGAAGUUUUGUCGAGCGAAGUUUCCCCAAGUCUGUAUCAGCCCUUGUUCAGAGCUCUGGAGUCAGAACUUGAUGUGCUGUUUACCGGAGCACUCGAGCAGUCAACCAAGGAACAAGACAGCGAGAUCAUCUUUGCAGAGCAAUCUGCCUCACUGCUGCGAGCGCUUAUAGAAAAGCUUGACACACCCUCGGACCUGAGCGCUGCGUCAUCAGUACAUCUUGGCUCUUUAACCCUGAAUUUCGCCAGAUUUCUCGAUGGCGCUCCCGACACGUCCAGCAGUCUCAAGGUCAAGAUUCGGGUGUGCCAAUUGUCCGAGGCUGUCACGAAACGCAAAGAACAUCUGAAUCUACGAGACGAUGUGCGCGUUCGAAACCAAUUGCUCGAAUAUAUUUUCAGCUGGAUUGCCCGUCCACGCUCACCCCGUGUCGACAAUACUACAAAUGGUCCUGGACGCUUAGAUGAGGCAGCUCGGAUGCAACGUGAUCUAGAUAAGGCUUGCUUGAAAUCGUUGGCCGAGCUGACAUACCGGUUGCCUUUGCAGCCCGGGGAUGGGCAAUCAGAUGCAGGGGCCAGCGAGCUCAAGUCUCAGAUGUUUCACACCUAUUUCAACCGUUUCCUCUCCCUCUUGAACCUGGAGACCUCUGAAGCCAGCAGAGCAGACCACGCCGGUAUCAUAUCGAGCCGAGACGAAUCAAGCUCCAUGUCCGACCUUGCCAUCACGGUUCUGUCAAACCUGCUCAGUGCCAACAUCGACGUUGGCUUGAAACACUCGCUGAGCAUUGGCUAUCAUGAGAACCCCGAGAUCAGGACAGCAUUUGUGAAGGUUCUGUAUAAUAUCCUCAUACAAGGCACCGAAUUCAACAAUUUGUCUGAUACGGCAGUCAACGAAAAAUACGACGAGCUGAUUGAUGUAGGUGGAGAGUCCAUACCAGAUGCGGAAGAGUACCUUACUGAAUCCUGUCUCCAGCUCCUGACAAGCGACACGACAUUGGCGACCGCAAUGAGCGCAAUCUGCCCCAGUUCCGAAGUCGACGAACUGACCAUUUCGCUUCUCAAUAUCUUUGAGACUCGGGGUCUCAGCUUCAUACUGCUCGAAGCCCUGAUCAAGCAAGAAGUCGAGGAUACCGAAAAUGAAGCAGAACUGCUCCGGCGGACCUGUGUAGCAACAAAGAUGCUCUCCGUCUAUGCCAAGUGGAAAGGUGCAGCAUACCUCCGGGCUACUCUGCAGAAAGUGGUCGAAAGGUUGAUGAUGACGGCAAAUGAUCUGGACCUUGAACUCGACCCGACGAGGGUAUCAUCCACGGAGGAACUCCAGAAAAACGCUCUUCAGCUGCGAAUUGUUGCGAAGGUGUUCAUUGACGACAUCUGCGCAUCCUCUGCCAGCAUUCCCUCGCAGUUUCGAAAGAUCUGCAGCAUUAUAUCUGCAGCCGUCAUGCCACGAUUCCAAGAAGCCAAAUACACAGCCGUCGGUGCGUUCAUCUUUCUGCGGUUCUUUUGCCCUGCCAUAGUGGCGCCCGAGGUCGAAGGGCUGGUCACCUCGCCGCCCACCAAGGAAAUGCGGCGAGGCUUGCUCUUAAUAGCCAAAGUCAUUCAGAACUUGGCAAACAAUGUCCUCUUUGGGGCCAAAGAACCGUACAUGUUUCCCUUGAAUGAUUUUCUGACACAGAACAUCUAUCGUGUCACGACGUUUUUGCGCGAGAUCUCGGUCGCUCCGGAGUCCGUUGACUCGGCUGGUGUGGAGGAGUCUUUCGAUUUCGGGUCGUGUGUUGCCCUUCACCGGUUUCUGUAUGACCAUUGGGAUCCCGUCCGACAACGUCUUGCGGCACAGCAGCGACGAGGCCUUGUCCGCUCCCCCAACGAACUUACACGUGGGAAGUCGCCCGUUCUCGAGCCCCUCAGGAAUCUCAUCACGAACUUAGGCCCGCCGCCUCUGGCUGUGACGUGGAACCGACCUCAGAUAUCGGCAAACAGCCCGCCAUCUUAUUCGCGAUUCCAAAACUUCAUGCUCCGCAACGCAUUCCGGAGCACAGAGUCUUUUGUCACCGCCCGUUCUGUCUAUGACGGUGGCGAGAAUGCCGAGACAAUCGACUACGACACGCUCAUAUACUGCUAUCUGAAGAUCGCAAGCCGGCUGUGGCACCGGCCAUUCGGACUUCUUAUCGAUGCCACAUGCUACAACGGCCAGCAUGAGCCACAGGAUGAACUUCUCCAGCGACUCGAGCUCUUGACCCCGACAGAACUGUCCCGGCAACUAUCUCGAGUCUACGUAUACAACAUGAACACUGCUUUCCGUAAAUGCUUCCGGAGAAUCCUGCGCGCAUCCGCUAAGAAUGACAGUAGUGUGUUCAAUCCGCGCAAUGUUGAGUAUCACCUCAUAGGCAGUCUACAAGACCUGCAGACCCAUUUCCAUCUCAGCCAGCUCCAUCUUCCAAAGGAGACGAUCAGUGUGGUGACGGAUACCAGAUACGUGUUCCAGCCCAUCACGCGACUCUCCAAGACCAAGGGCAAAAUUGAAGUCCUCAUCAAGGUCGGAAGUCAAUUUGUUCAAGUCACAACAACGAAGAAGCAGGAGGUUUACCAAGGUUUCCGGCUCAGUACGACUGUCAAUGAUAUUUUCAGAUUGGGCGAUGUUGAUGAAGCGCCGACGUCUAUACAGACCGAAGAUGACUCUGCAUUUGGCCUGAGAGCAGACAAUGGCAAGAUCGUAAUGUACUUCACCAGCCCAAAGAAGGCCGACGUCCUCCAGGCCAUACGUGGUGCCAAGGUGAAGCACGGAAAGGACACAAGGGCUCUGAAGUCAUUCGAACGACUCAUUCGACCGCAAGACGUGCCUGGGACUCUUCUGAAUCUAGCAUUGACCAAUUUGGGUAGCCAAGAUCACACCUUGAGGCUGUCUUCGUACAACCUUCUUGGAGCUCUUUGCCGGGCAUUCAAAUUCAGCGCGGCCUCGAGUGUGAUGAGCACCAAGGAUAUCUCUGUACCACUCGACCCAUCUCAAUUCAUCAUCAAUACGAGCAAAAGGCUAGCCCAGACGGAACCGCAGCUGACGUUGGACUUUUUGAAUGAGUUCUUCGUGGGAUGGGACAGUUUUUCGGAGGAGCAAAAGCCGUUGAGCUUGGCCUACAUGGCUCCCUGGUUGCCUGGCUUACGAACGUACAUGCUAGCAGCGGAAGUUGAGGCCGACAAAGCAAGGGAGAAGAUUGCGGCCUUGUUCAGGAAACUCAUCGAUGUUGCCCUGUCUGACCCAUCACUCAACUUCACACUGGAGCAGACCGUCUGGCCGGCCAUCCACCACGAUGAGGUGCUGCUUGACAUCCUGUCAGAGGAGAUUUUCAAGACGGCCCUGAGUCUAGGUCUGCACGACGAGCACACCGAAGUCUUGACCUCGAUCAUGACGGCCAUUGGGACCGUCACUUUACGAGGCAGGGUGAUAUCGCGGCUGCGCAAGGCCCUCAACCGGUCUUCGCUACGCCCAACCAAGUUCCUCCCGGACAAUGCAGUCUGGCCAGAGAUAUGCGUCCUCCUGCAAUUUUGCGUCUCCUUCUCCUUCGACAGUGGCAUCCAGUCACAACUCUACCUGCCAGAAAUAUUCCACAUAGUCACCAUGCUGGCCAACACGGGCACACCUGAUGUGCGAUUCUUGGUUCAUCGACUGUUGAUCAACUCGAUCCACGCCGCCUGCACGUCCUUUGCUCUGGACGAGACCCGCCUCGGCAAGCUCCGGGGCACGCUCGACUCGUUAUCCGAGUCGAGGAGCGACAUGCUCUCGAGCUCACACAGCAUCAUCAUUCGGGAUGGGGCAUCGAUAUCGACACAUCACGACGCUGGCCCAACCCUUGCAGCGACCGAAAGCCUCGCGGGUAUCUUGUUCGAGAUCUGUUCGGUGGCUGCUCCCUCUGUGGACAUGGCAAACGCAUGGCGGUCGCGCUGGAUGAGCUUGGUAGCAAGCACAGCUUUCCAAAACAACCCGGCCAUCCAGCCCAGAGCUUUCACCGUGAUGGGUUGCUUAGCGCGAGAAGAGGUCGACGACGACCUGCUGUACCAGGUGCUCGUCGCUCUGCGCCAGAGUGUUGGCCGCUUCGGCGAGGACAACAACAGUGACAUGCUCGUGGCGAUUGUGACGUCUCUGUCGAGAAUGAUGGCAAAGCUUCCAUCGGCCUCGAGGUACGGAUUACAGCUAUUCUGGCUUGCAGUAUCUCUCCUGCGGCUUGUGCCGUCAGAAUUGUUCAGCUGUACCGCCAUGUUUCUGGAGUCUGUCCUAACCAACAUCAACACCACUACGGACCUGAAGGGCGACAAGAUGGUGCCCCUACUCCUCCAGGGGAGAGCCCAACUAGAAGACGCCGCCCUCUUGCUUGACGACGUGUAUGGGGUGCAUUUUAACGCGGAGAGUUUCCAUUUCGCUGCCUGUGCGUGCCUCCUACGGGGCCUGUCGGAACCGGCCAGUAAAGCUACCGCUUUGAGAGUGCUGUCCAUGUUCUUCGAGAUGUCGAGCUGGGCGCCGGCAAGCACACAGCAGGACACCAAGUCUUUGGCUGGCUCGCCUUACAUGGCCCUCAUUCUGGCUCGAGCUGGCGACCCGGAAGAACUGAAGGAGAGCCUUUGGCUGGCUGGCGUCGAUGCUCCCGGGACCACCAGCAUAUCCGAGAUUCGAGGGGCACAAGACUUGAGCCUGAUGAAAGAUAAGGACCUCCUGCUGAAUACGGCGAUGAGUCUGGUUGACUUCCAGUAUCUGGAGGAGGCUGUGGCAAAUAGAAACCUCCAGUGGCUCAACGUGUUGGCAGCGGCGAGGCCGGCGGUGAUCCUGCAUCUGUAA
Thyridium curvatum is the source of this 7443-nucleotide messenger RNA. RefSeq lists its product as uncharacterized. The transcript has 12 exons. The record is from RefSeq and is a predicted model, not a curated record. The coding region runs from base 1 to 7443 and encodes 2480 amino acids. Lineage: Eukaryota; Fungi; Ascomycota; Sordariomycetes; Thyridiales; Thyridiaceae. Gene Ontology annotation, biological process: regulation of GTPase activity.